Zerene cesonia (dogface butterfly) is the source of this 4140-nucleotide messenger RNA. RefSeq lists its product as uncharacterized. Lineage: Eukaryota; Metazoa; Arthropoda; Insecta; Lepidoptera; Pieridae. The record is from RefSeq and is a predicted model, not a curated record. The coding region runs from base 126 to 1355 and encodes 409 amino acids. The transcript is spliced from 8 exons.
AGUCUCUUUAAUAUGAAUGGCGCGAUUCGCCGCGAUUGGUACACUACUGGCGUGGAGCGUUGAUAAGUCAUUUGAAAUUGCGAUUCGUGGCCGACUUACGUGGAAGCCUAAAUAAAAUCAGUAUCAUGUCUAUGCCUGCAUACGACAGCUGGUUUGUCCGUACCAAUGAUGUAUAUCAGUUGUGGGCCAACCAGCCCACAUACAUAAUAUCGCAAGCUGUGUAUAUAUCUGCUGGUAUCUUAACCUUAAUACACGCAUUCAGCAAGGGUGGCAGGUGGCCCUACUUCUGGCUCGGCACAGUCCUCCAUGGCUUAUUCACUGAUAACUUUUGGGCCAUCGCAGUGCCACAGUUCGACAACUUUUGGCAUUCACAAACGCCCAUCAUCUUCUUGGGCGGAAGAUUACCUCUUCACAUUAUUUUAUUAUAUCCCGCGUUCAUCUACCACGCGGCGUACGCAGUCUCGCGGCUCAAUUUGCCCCGAUACGCGGAGCCGUUUGCCGUCGGUCUACUGACGGUUCUCAUAGACAUCCCCUACGAUAUAGUGGCCGUUAAAUUCGUGCACUGGAUGUGGCACGACACUGACCCGAAUAUUUUCGACCGCCAUUACUGGGUGCCUUGGAAUUCCUAUUACUUCCACGCCGCCUUCGCCGCGAGUUUCUAUUUCUUUUUCCACUCGUUCAGGAGAUGGUACGCGCCGAAGGUGUCGCAAUGGGCUUCCGCGGGGAAGUACGCGGAGAUAUCUUCCCUAAUUAUGUCCUCUCUGCUUGGAAUGCCGGGCGGUGUUGUGAUGUUCAUACCAAUCUAUCAUCCCCUCCACGACCUGUUCAACGUCCACUCGGAAGUCACGUUCUUCUUCCUUGCCUCUAUAUUCCUGGCGAUUGUUAUUGUUGGCCUCCUGGGCGAACGAGAAACGUGUAAGGACAGGCUAACAAAGCUGGAUUACGCUCUCAUAUGUCAGUUGGCCCUGCACUAUAUAAUUUAUUGGACUUUCGUCGUGUUUCUGAACCCGGAGGAUGAAGUGUCGGUUGGUUUCCACCAGCCAAUUGGGCCCUGUGAUGACGUCACGUAUUUCACAUCACCGUUCGGCCAGACGCUGUCUAAGAAGACUUUCCUGUGCCCCGACAACUACGAUGAGAAAUACUUCGACUUUCACUGCGUGGGGGGGAAACUGCCUCAGAACGGGUCCAACUGGUACACUAUUUGCGGAACACCUUUUGAAAAUCGUGCUGAGUACAUUACCGUACUAACAGCAAUAUUAGUAUUUGCUUUUGCAAUCUUUCGCGGAAUAUAUUUCCAAAGGCAAGAACCCUUGGCCGCGGGGAAAAUUGUUCGUAAUAAAAAGAAACUAAAUUAAUGUCAAAUUUGGUCAAAUGUCAAUGUCAAUGUUGCAAUGUUUUGUAAAUGUUAAAAUUACUAAUUAGUUGUAACGUAUCUAUACUUGGUCUAUAUUUUUAAUUUUGACAUUCAAAAUGGUUAACUGACAUGAAUACUAAUUGACUUUUAUUCUUCUUCUAAUUUUUUUCUGACAAUUUGAAAUUAUAAAGGUACCAUUAAAGUUAGUAAUGUUCCAAUGACUUUGACUAUUAGAUAUUUAACUUUAUAAUUAUUUUAUUCGAGGGCCCUACCUACAUUUUUCUUAAAUAUUUAUUGUCGUCUCAUUGAAAUUUAUUGAAUUAGAUAUACAUUUUUGUUUAUGAUCAAAAAUGUUUACCUACACAGCUCAACUAAAAAACGAUAAAGGCAAAGGGAUUGAAUUAAUAAACAAACUGGAAUAACAUCACGUUUAAUGAUAUGUCCGUUUCAUUACACGAUCACAAUGUUUCUUAAAUCUUAACAACUAUUUCAUAGUUCUGCACGACAGUUGUGCUCGCUCAGUAAUCAGUAUAACCUGUGGUGUAAGUUGUAACACAAUAUAUUAUGAUUAUACCUACAUUUAAUUUUGCUACGGUCCUAUAAUUUAUUGCUAUGCAGACGAAGACAGUAAAUAUUGUGAGAGUUAUUUUAAAUGCAACAACAAGAACUAUUCCUUAGUGUAGUAGGAUAUCAAGUGGCUAAAUAAUACAACAAACUGUUUGAAUUUAAGACUUUAAUUCGUAAAGGUAUUAUGACCUUUGCCUUUUAGUAAGCGAACAGUGAAAAGAAAUAUACAAUUUUUUAUAAUUCAUUUCAAUGCAUUGUUUUAUGUUAAAUAAAUUAUUUUAUAAUACAAUUGUUCGUUUCAAUAAAUUAGAUUGAAUUCGUUUCCCGAUACUCUAUACAUAUUAGUUAUAUUAUAGAGAAACUGUUUUUACGUAACAUAGUAACAAUAAUAUUGCUUCUGAACAAUUCCUUAUUUGUGGACAUAAUUUUUUAACUAAGUAUUUUCAAUUCAAAUUCCCAUCUAUGCUUCUUCGUUCUGGCUCGUUGUAUAUAAAGAUAACGUAACAAUUCAUUUAAAUUAUAUAAUAUUAAAAAAGAAACAGUGUGCGUUUAUGCAAACAUUUAAAAUUAAUAACUAAAUUCGUUAUCUACCACUCACUUACAUAUAGAAGUAUUCAACUCAUAAAUUAACUCACAGACUACAGAAUCAUCGAAAAGUAAUAUCCAAUUUGAUUGGAUGCUAAUCGUACAUUAUAUUAGUGACCGAUUGAAUAUACUAUGGUGCAUAGCAUAACUAUAUUUUAUAAUCCUAUAUUAUAGACAACAACAAGUAACAACAGCGAUUAUGUACGAUACAUAAAUAGGUAUGAAUUUUAUAGGUAUGUAUAAGUAAGCUUGCACUUGCAAUAAUUCUAUAAAGUAAAGUGAUCAUCCACUACCAUAUAACUUAAGAUAUUCGCAUUUCAGCUUAGAUUUAACUUUGAAUUUUGUACGUCGAUUAAAUUUUCCGAAAUUAUUUAAAUGUAGAAUGUGCAAGCUGAAAGUAUUUGACAGUAUUUCAGAGUAUGAAAGUAUGACUAAUAUUAAUGAGUAGAGGAAUUUUUUCAUUAAUAUUAAGAAGAUAGGAUAAGAAACAAAAAUGAAUGGCAUGAAAAGGUAGGCUGAAUAAGGAUAUUAAAAUAUUGCUUUUAAUAUCCCAGUUUUGUGGGGGUGACAUAUGGCGACCCAUUCAGCUGACAGGUACUAAUGACGCCGUGUGGCGCGAAUAUAACACACAUUUAGACAGAGAACACGUUACAUUAUAAUGUGUACAUUUUUUCAAUUGAUAUUGAUUAUAUUUGCAAAUUCAUUGUGCAUCACAAAACACUGCUUUCAUGCAUAAUAAUAAGUCUACGUAUAAAACACGUGUGCCCUAUUUGAGAAUAUUUUCAAAAUACUGGUAUAAAUUAAUCAAAAUUACACAGACAAUGUUCCACUCAAAUAAUUUACGUUUACACGUACUUAUAUAAUACCACAUUAUACUUAACACUACUAUAAUAAACCAUUCCCAUUUGCACGUAAAAUAAAUAAUCUUUAAUUAUUACUAUCGAACGAAUUGUUCUAGAAGUGUGUGCAUUUUGUUUUUGAAUUACCGUUUACUUUUCACGAAGGUGACCAUUGUUAGCUUUCUAAAACAUAAAUAUUGAAUUAUAAUACAUACCAAUUACCACUACAUUGAUUUAUUUAAAUGGAAUGCCUUUAAAAGAAGCGCAUUUUCUACGAAGGGGAAUGCGCGGGAAAAUGAUAUCCACAGAUUCAAUAUACCAUAAACUAUAAGUAGCUACAAGAUUAAAUGUGCUGUUUACUUUAAAUGUUCAUUUAUAUUUAGGAUAGAUAUUGUUUGCAUUGAAUAGUAUCCUUUGGUUAAAUACUAAUCGUUCUAUUUCGCUUUGUGAUUUAGGUACUAGGGAUUUGAAGGAAAUAUAUAGAUAUUUUUUAAGUUCAUAUAGAAAGCCGAUGUACACUCGAACCUAAAUUGUAAAUUCGGACGGUUUAAAUGAAAUAAUGCUAAAAAUUAAUUCACCUAACGGAUCAUUUGACGAGUAUUAUGAUAUUUAAUAUAAUAAAACAAAAUUUUCAUGCCAUUGCUAUUAUAAAACUUUGGCACAGAUAACCUCUGGUAAAGCAUAAACAAAAGUGCCAACUAUAAAAAAUUAACUACACAUUUGAUAUUCUUUAUAACAUUGAGCUGUUAAUAUCUAUAAUGCGUCCCUAAUAGCAUAACAUAAGCUGAAAAAAAA